UAAAAGGAAAAUACGCGUGGAAUCCAGUGUAUUUUUAUGUUCCAUAUGAACUGGCUAUUGGCUGUCACACACGCACAUGCACACGCCUCGUAUACUAACUACUUCUCAACUCUCUCUGUAUUUCUUUUUUUGUAAUUGUUUGUUUCUUUUAGGGUGCUAAGUUUGAACGCUGUCUUUUUUCCAUGCUUGUUUGCCAGUGGGGACCGACACCCAUUUCUUCACCACACCUCACCUCACCUCACCUCCCCCAACACCCAACACACACACAUUUAAACUGUAGUAGAUAAAGAGCCGUUUCUCUCUACUCGCAUCUUUUCAAAUACUCUCUCUUUCUCUCUUGCUGUGUCUGCUUGGGUGGUCAUUAUUGCCUCUUUUCUGUAACUUUCUCUCCGGACCCUUCUCCUCCAAUUGAUAAUGUAAAACGCUGCAACACCAAAAAAAAGCAAGAAAAAAGUGGGCUUUUUUUCCCUCUUCGAUUCUUUCCCUUCAUUUUUAACGAGUCUUGUGUUCGAACUACGGGAACAUGGCUGGUUACUGCAUUUUCUCUCUUUUGGUUAUCAAUAUUUGCUUGCUGCUGGGUUCGUCUUUUGCUGAUGAUCCCUAUGGUAACUAUGAGUUCGUGGUUUCGUACAUUACUGCUUCUCCACUUGGGGUCCCCCAGCAGGUAAUUGCUGUAAAUGGGAAAUUUCCAGGUCCCACUAUCAAUGUAACAACCAACUACAAUGUUGUUAUCAAUGUGAGAAACAAACUAGAUGAGACCCUCUUAAUCCACUGGUCUGGGAUACAGCAGAGGAGGAGUUCAUGGCAGGAUGGGCUGCUCGGAACAAAUUGCCCCAUCCCACCAAAGUGGAACUGGACUUACCAGUUUCAGGUUAAGGACCAGGUUGGGAGCUUCUUCUACUUCCCCUCACUCAACUUCCAGAGAGCUUCAGGAGGUUUUGGGAGCAUCAUUGUUAAUAAUCGAGCGAUUAUUCCUAUCCCUUUUGACACCCCUCAUGGGGAUAUUACCAUUGUGAUAGGUGACUGGUAUACCCAGAAUCACACGGCAUUGCGGAAGAGCCUCAAUGGUGGGAAAGAUCUUGGGAUGCCAGAUGGGGUCCUGAUUAAUGGAAAAGGACCUUAUAGGUAUAACGAUACUCUAGUCCCUGACGGCAUUGAUCAUGAAACGCUAACAGUGCAACCGGGAAAAACCUAUCGGAUCCGUGUCAGCAACGUUGGAAUUUCAACUAGUUUGAACUUUAGAAUUCAGAACCAUAACUUGCUUCUAGCAGAAAGUGAGGGUUCAUAUACAGUACAACAGAACUAUACUAGCUUAGACAUACAUGUGGGACAAUCGUACUCCUUUUUGGUGACCAUGGAUCAAAAUGCAAGCAGUGAUUACUACAUUGUUGCUAGUGCAAGGUUCGUCAAUGAGACCACGUGGCAGAGAGUCACUGGUGUAGGCAUCUUGCAUUACACAAAUUCUAAAGGAAAGGCAUCUGGUCCACUUCCUGACCCACCUCAAGACCAAUAUGACAAGACAUUCUCAAUGAACCAGGCGAGAUCUAUCAGGUGGAAUGUGACCGCUAGUGGUGCUCGCCCAAAUCCUCAAGGUUCCUUUAGAUACGGUUCGAUCAAUGUGACCGAGGUGUAUGUUCUGAAAAACAAGCCUCCGGUGACAAUUGAUGGGAAAAGACGAACUACACUUAGUGGGAUUUCCUUUGUCAAUCCUGCAACACCGAUCAGACUUGCAGAUGAGUAUAAGUUGAAGGGAAUAUACAAGCUAGACUUCCCUACCAGGCCAAUUACAGGGCCACCUCGGAUGGAAACAUCAGUUAUCAACGGCACGUACAGGGGAUUUAUGGAAGUGAUACUGCAGAACAACGAAACCAAGGUUCAAACAUAUCACAUGAGCGGAUAUGCCUUUUUCGUCGUGGGUAUGGAUUAUGGUGAAUGGACCGAGAAUAGCAGGGGCACUUACAAUAAGUGGGAUGGUAUUGCUCGAAGCACAGCACAGGUAUAUCCUGGAGCAUGGACAGCAAUUCUGAUCUCCUUGGACAAUGUCGGAAUCUGGAAUCUGAGAACUGAAAACCUCGACUCCUGGUAUCUAGGACAAGAAACGUACGUAAGGGUUGUGAAUCCAGAGCCAAACAACAAAACAGAGUUCCCAAUGCCAGAUAACACCCUCUACUGUGGUGCACUAAGCAAAAUGCAGAAGCCACAGGAUAUAUCUUCUGCAGGCAGCAGGCAGAAAUGGCUGGCCGGCUUCAUACUGAUAAUCUCUGCGCUGUUUUCAGCGUUCGCUUGAGAAGUUCUUGGUUGGCGCCUCGUUUGUUGCUGUCUGCGGGAGCCUGGCUUUGGUUUUGAGGAAUUGCUAUUGUGGGAUUUCAUGCUGUAGUUGUAGUAAUUGUUGAUAAGAAUUGUUAGACGUUUUAACCUCUAUUUUUUUCAUCUUUUUUUCUUUUCUAUUGAGUCUUUGUUUAAGUUAUGGAUUCAUUAUCAUUCUUUUAUCACUUUUGAUUAACUCUCAAUGUAAUGCCCAAGAUUCUUCAAUUCUUAACUUCAGCAGGAGUUCAAAUGCUUGCUGUAACUCUUUUCCA
Molecule: messenger RNA, 2579 nt
Organism: Salvia miltiorrhiza (redroot sage)
Lineage: Eukaryota; Viridiplantae; Streptophyta; Magnoliopsida; Lamiales; Lamiaceae
Product: monocopper oxidase-like protein SKU5
Exons: 9
Coding region: 524-2287 (587 amino acids)
Cellular component (GO): plasma membrane
Molecular function (GO): copper ion binding; oxidoreductase activity
Source: RefSeq, a predicted model, not a curated record